AUGAUGUUUGCUAGAAGUAGAUUGAAAAGGCAAGAAAAUGAAAUUACGCUUCUGCACAGACAACCUCUUGUAAAACUGUGGGGCAGGAAGCAGUUCAGGAAGCAAAAACUCCAUUUGUUUCUGCGGGAGAAAAUGAAGAGGCUUCUUCAAGGCCAGGUAGAUGAGAAUCCAAACCACGCGCAUCACUGCCAGCUCUCCCCGGUGGAGAUUGAAACAGACAUGUUUGUUUGUGGAAUAAAGAGGAGCUCUGUGAGCACUGAAUUUUCCACUGCUGGAGGGGACUUCCAUCAGGAUGGAGGAUGUGAUUCCAAGGGAGUGAGUGAAGUGUGUGUUGGUGAGGUGGAACUGAACUGGGAUGGCUAUGUAAAAAUACCAUGCUCAGUUCAACAGAACAAGAAGGAUUUGCAGGGAAAUUCUUCUGAUGGUACAAUGCAGACCUCUUCUGAAAGAAAGGGCAGAGCGUCUGAGGGGCAGGACCUUUCUUCACUGAGCAUUACCAUGAGCUGGAGGGAGGUAGCUGAAAGGCAAGGAUGCUUUCCCCAGGAAAAGCCCACUGCAUACAAGAGUCGUAGACGGCAAUCAAGAGAUCGCUCAGCUGAUGUGGUUGAUUACAUUGUUAAAGAGCUCCAGGGAAUAAGUCGCAUCCAGACAGAGAUUGCAGAGCUCCGGCAACACCUCACCUUGAUAAAAGGCUCUGUGGAUGAAGUCUCCAGCUGCGUGGAUACGGUUUUGAGUGAGAUAGAAGGCCUGCAAGGUGGUUCCACUAGCAAAACCCAGGGCACACAUGCUCUAGAGCCAGCUAGGGAGGUACACAAGGAAGAACCAAUAUUAUAUUUUUAUGGCAUCCCGGAAAAAGACAAUGAAAACACAGUAGAGCUUAUCUGCAGCUUCUUGUCUGAAUAUCACUGUUUCAAUGGCAUCCAGUGCAGUAAGUAUAUAAAAGAUGCUUAUAGAUCAGAUACUGGUACAGGCAAGCCCUUAAUGCCAAGACCAGCAGUUGUGAAACUUGUCAAUUGUGAACAGAGAGACUUUAUUUUACAGAAGUCUAUCCUUCUGCAAAGCUCAGGGGUUCGAAUUGCUACCAGUGAAGAGCAGAAGCAACAGAAUGGCCAGAGGGGCCGCAAAACAGAUUCAGUCUCUUCGCAGUCUGGCUUCAAGAAAAAUCAUCGCAACUCAGUGAAUCCCGAUGCAGCUCAAAGAACUGAUGCAGUUGGGCAGUUUCGAAUGGACUCAUGCCAGGUUAAGUGUAAAAGCACGAGUAAGAAAACACAGUGUGUAGAGGAGAAACUUGAUUCUGUACAGAAGUCAACCUUGACUAAGAAAAACAACUUGAUACCUGAAACUGCGAAGGAAGCACAGACGAUAAGCUGCAGUGAGCAGCCUGCAGAUGACAGUGACAUUCAGCAAGUCCUUCAUGAACCUCUACAAAAUCCGCAGGUGACCGGUUUGGCCAAAUCAAGUGAUGGUAGUUACAGCUGCUCAUCUGACUCUUUGGGCUAUGCAAGCCAGAUGUGUGCUUCAAGCAAUGGUAGUGAGCACAGGCUUGACUCUGAAAGCAUCACUGAGAAUGGUUCUUCCCUAAUAGAUAAAGAUGAGGGGAUAACCACAGAAGAAAUUGAAACAGACUGUGAUACCCCAUGCAAAUUUGCUAGUGUGGACAAAGUUGAUGUUCAAAGAGAAGAUGUUUCUAGUGGGGUGACAACCAUUAGCUAUGAUCGUACAACAGAUGAAAUGGCUGAUAGUAGUGACAGCUUGAAAGAUAUGAUCCAAAUGGACCUGAAUGAUCAAGAUCCAACUGAUCAGGUCUUUAGAGAUGUCCUGGAAAAUUCCCAGUACUUCCUUGACCAUUCCCGGGAUAACAUUGAUCUUGUAGACAUGAAGUUUUACACUAAUAAGCUUGGAAAAGCUAUUCAUCACUUCAGGUCUGCCCUGCAGGUGGUUUUUCACAAACUGGAGACAAGUGAUUCUGACAUCCUUUUAGAAAAUGAUAGUGGCUUACAGAUGGAUGAUGACAAUACGCUGAUGCUGACCAGUUCAGGUAUGUGUGGCAGCUCUGACAACUUUGCAGAAACCCCUCCCAGUCAGUCCUCUGAGAGCCAGGCAAAUGCAACUGUCAACAGUGAAGCGUCCACUCAAAUGCGGUUUGUUCCUUCCAGUAUCUCUUCUGUUCCAUAUGAACCUCCUGUUUCCAGUUUGAUGCCAUCAUCGGACUGUGAAAUCCCUGCUGGGCAGCGCUCACCUCCUGAGGAGCUUGGAGGAGAUGUGAACUCUCUACCUGAACAAACAAAGGAGUGCAGACCCAUGAGCCUCGACAAAGUGUGCGCAGAGACCAUCUAUUUGAACAAAUGCAUCAACAAUUUCAAAAAUGUGCUGAGGGAAAAGAGACAAAUGCGUAGGAGACUCUUAAAAGAAUUAGCGCAGGAGGGAAACUGGAUUUCUGCUGAGGAGACAAAUUCAGAAGGAGGUAGAGGAGAGCUCCAGGUUGGUCAAGAUGAGGCUGAUCCAUCAAAACCACCCUGGCUCAAGGGAGGGCCUGCAGGUGGUCUCUAUGGCAUCGAUAGCAUGCCUGAUUUACGGAAAAAAAAGCCUAUUCCACUUGUCAGUGAUCUGGCCAUGUCACUGGUUCAGUCCCGGAAAGCCGGAAUUACCUCAGCAAUGGCCACUAGAACAUCUCUCAAAGAUGAAGAGCUGAAAUCUCAUGUCUAUAAGAAGACCUUGCAAGCCUUAAUUUACCCCAUCUCUUGUACAACCCCCCACAACUUUGAAGUGUGGACAGCCACCACUCCCACCUACUGCUACGAAUGUGAGGGGCUGCUGUGGGGUAUUGCACGGCAGGGAAUGCGCUGCGGAGAAUGUGGAGUCAAGUGCCAUGAGAAGUGCCAAGAUUUGCUCAACGCUGACUGCUUACAGAGAGCAGCGGAGAAGAGCUCGAAGCAUGGAGCUGAAGACCGAACGCAGAAUUUCAUCAUGGCCAUGAAGGAUCGCAUGAAAAUCCGGGAGCGGAACAAGCCAGAGAUCUUUGACUUGAUCAGAGAUGUGUUCUGUGAGAGCAAAAUGACACAUGCUCAGCAGAUGAAGACAGUGAAGCAGAGUGUGCUUGACGGGACCUCAAAAUGGUCAGCAAAGAUCACCAUCACAGUGGUGUGUGCUCAGGGUCUGCAAGCCAAAGACAAGACUGGGUCCAGCGAUCCGUAUGUAACUGUCCAAGUGGGUAAAACAAAGAAGAGGACAAAAACAAUUUUUGGGAAUCUGAACCCUGUUUGGGAAGAGAAGUUUUACUUUGAGUGCCAUAAUUCUUCUGACCGGAUCAAGGUACGAGUGUGGGAUGAAGAUGAUGACAUCAAGUCUCGUGUCAAGCAGAGACUGAAACGCGAGUCGGAUGAUUUCCUGGGGCAGACAAUCAUUGAAGUCCGUACUCUGAGUGGAGAAAUGGAUGUGUGGUACAACCUUGAGAAGCGAACAGAUAAGUCUGCAGUGUCUGGGGCCAUUCGCCUGCAAAUCAGUGUGGAGAUCAAAGGCGAGGAGAAGGUGGCUCCAUAUCAUAUUCAGUACACUUGCCUUCAUGAGAACCUCUUUCACCAUCUCACAGAUGUGCAAGGAAAUGGGGUGGUGAAGAUCCCUGAUGCCAAAGGAGAUGAUGCCUGGAAGGUGUAUUUUGAUGAGACAGCUCAAGAGAUCGUGGAUGAGUUUGCAAUGCGUUACGGCAUUGAAUCAAUAUACCAAGCCAUGACGCAUUUUGCAUGUCUCUCCUCUAAAUACAUGUGCCCAGGCGUGCCAGCUGUGAUGAGCACCUUACUUGCCAAUAUUAAUGCUUAUUAUGCGCACACCACUGCCUCCACAAAUGUGUCUGCGUCGGACCGCUUUGCAGCAUCCAAUUUUGGGAAAGAACGAUUUGUGAAGCUUCUGGACCAGCUUCAUAAUUCACUUCGAAUUGAUCUCUCAAUGUACAGAAAUAACUUCCCAGCCAGCAGCCGCGAACGGCUGCAAGACCUGAAGUCUACAGUGGAUUUGCUGACCAGCAUCACUUUUUUCAGGAUGAAGGUCCAAGAGCUGCAGAGUCCACCCCGAGCCAGCCAGGUAGUGAAGGACUGUGUAAAAGCUUGUCUCAACUCUACCUAUGAGUACAUUUUCAACAACUGUCAUGAGCUGUACAGUCGCGAGUACCAGACAGAUCCUAAUAAAAAUCAGGACCUUCCUCCUGAGGAACAGGGCCCCAGCAUUAGGAACCUGGAUUUCUGGCCAAAACUCAUCACUUUAAUAGUUUCCAUCAUAGAAGAGGACAAGAAUUCUUAUACCCCAGUCCUGAAUCAGUUUCCUCAGGAGCUUGCUGUUGGGAAGAUCAGCGCAGAGGUGAUGUGGAGUCUUUUUGCCCAGGAUAUGAAAUACGCAAUGGAAGAGCAUGAGAAGCACAGACUGUGUAAAAGUGCAGACUAUAUGAAUUUACACUUCAAAGUGAAGUGGCUGUACAAUGAAUAUGUUCGUGAUCUGCCUGCCUUCAAGGGAAAAGUGCCUGAAUAUCCAGCGUGGUUUGAGCAGUUUGUGAUGCAGUGGCUGGAUGAAAAUGAAGAUGUUUCCUUAGAAUUCUUGCACGGUGCUCUGGAGAGAGACAAAAAAGAUGGGUUCCAGCAAACAUCCGAGCAUGCUCUGUUCUCUUGCUCAGUGGUGGACGUCUUCACCCAGCUCAAUCAGAGCUUUGAGAUCAUUAAGAAGCUGGAGUGCCCAGACCCUGUCAUUGUUGCUCAUUAUAACAGGAGGUUUGCUAAGACUAUUGGGAAAGUGCUGAUGCAGUAUGCUGACAUCGUCUCCAAGAGCUUCCAGUCCUACUGUUCCAAGGAGAAACUGCCCUGCAUCCUGAUGAAUAACAUCCAACAGCUGAGGGUGCAGCUAGAAAAGAUGUUUGAAGCCAUGGGUGGUAAAGAGUUGGAUGCAGAAGCAAGUGACCAUCUCAAAGAGCUCCAGGUGAAGCUGAACAAUGUUUUGGAUGAGCUGAGUGCUGUGUUUGGUAACAGCUUUCAGACUCGUAUUGAUGAGUGUGUCAAGCAAAUGUCUGACAUCCUAUGUCAAGUGAAAGGGACAGGAAACGUUGCUGCUAAUGCCAGAAACACAGUUGCACAAGAUGCGGAUAAUGUCUUGAGGCCACUGAUGGAUUUCCUGGAUGGAAACCUGACACUGUUUGCGACUGUGUGUGAAAAGACAGUGUUGAAACGGGUGCUGAAAGAGCUCUGGAGGGUGGUAAUGAAUACCAUGGAGAAGCUGAUUGUGCUGCCUCCUCUUACAGACCAUACG
Messenger RNA from Antrostomus carolinensis (chuck-will's-widow), 5286 nucleotides. Its product is annotated as protein unc-13 homolog B. NCBI's taxonomy places the organism in Eukaryota, Metazoa, Chordata, Aves, Caprimulgiformes, Caprimulgidae. The annotation marks the transcript as partial. The record is from RefSeq and is a predicted model, not a curated record. Gene Ontology annotation, biological process: presynaptic dense core vesicle exocytosis; dense core granule priming; synaptic vesicle priming. Gene Ontology annotation, molecular function: calcium ion binding; diacylglycerol binding; phospholipid binding. The transcript has 26 exons. Gene Ontology annotation, cellular component: synaptic vesicle membrane; presynaptic membrane; plasma membrane.